Molecule: messenger RNA, 2365 nt
Organism: Xenopus laevis (African clawed frog)
Lineage: Eukaryota; Metazoa; Chordata; Amphibia; Anura; Pipidae
Gene: nherf2.L
Product: SLC9A3 regulator 2 L homeolog
Exons: 9
Coding region: 138-1625 (495 amino acids)
Source: RefSeq, a predicted model, not a curated record
GGGAGACUCCAGCAGUUGUGCAGCUAAUACAAUAUACAAAAAAAUUAUAAUACACCCCAUCACUAGACACACUAGAGCCUCAGCCAGAGCCCCCAAACUCUGGAAGAUUCCAUGUUGCAGAAUCAGAGGGAGGUGCCAUGAGAGCAUCUUGCCUUUUUCCUUGUUUGCAAGUGAAAUUGAAUCCAGAGGAGGAGGAGGAGCUGAGAGCAACACGCAGAAGUCUGGCUGAGAUCAACUCGGCGGCUCAGUUGAGUUUCAGGAGGAAGCCGGGCGCACGGACAGAGGUGACAGCCGAGAGCAGAGAAAAGUCCUCCCCGUGCGACACUAUGGCCCAAGAGCGGCACCGACCCCGACUCUGCCACAUCAAGAGGGGAGAGCAGGGCUACGGCUUCCACCUGCACGGAGAGAAGGGCAAGAGCGGCCAGUUCAUCCGCAAGGUGGAACCCGGCUCCUCCGCUGAGGCUGCGGGACUGAAAGCUGGAGACCGAGUGCUGGAAGUCAACGGGGAGAACGUGGAGAAGGAGACGCAUCACCAGGUGACAGCCGAGAGCAGAGAAAAGUCCUCCCCGUGCGACACUAUGGCCCAAGAGCGGCACCGACCCCGACUCUGCCACAUCAAGAGGGGAGAGCAGGGCUACGGCUUCCACCUGCACGGAGAGAAGGGCAAGAGCGGCCAGUUCAUCCGCAAGGUGGAACCCGGCUCCUCCGCUGAGGCUGCGGGACUGAAAGCUGGAGACCGAGUGCUGGAAGUCAACGGGGAGAACGUGGAGAAGGAGACGCAUCACCAGGUGGUUCAGCGCAUUAAGGCAAUAGAAAAUGAAACGCGGUUGCUGGUGGUGGACAGAGAAGCUGAUGAACACCUGAAAAAAUCCCCACCCAGGUCGCGUACUGAAUCCCAACCCAACUCCAGCGCCCCCUCAACUCCGACUACAGGGAGCAACAACAACGGCGAAGUAUGGAAGACGAAGGAGGACACGAGCCAUGAAGAUCAGCUGCACAAUAACCACAGCACGGAGAAUGGGAAGCAGGAUAUGAACGGGCAAGUGAAGGAGAGGUGCCCUCGUUUGUGUUAUCUGAAAAAAAGCCCCGGUGGUUACGGCUUUAAUCUGCACAGUGAAAAAUCCCGGCCGGGCCAGUUUAUCAGGUCUGUGGACCCAGGAUCACCAGCAGCCAAGGCUGGGCUGAGACCGCAGGAUCGACUAGUAGAGGUGAAUGGACAGAAUAUUGAAAACAUGAAGCAUUCGGAAGUGGUGGCCAACAUCAAAUCUAAGGACAACGAGACCAAGUUACUUGUUAUAGACCCAGAGACGGACGACUACUUCAAGAAGCUUGGGAUCACCCCCACUGAGGCUCAUUUCAAAGGCACCAUCCCCCUGACCAAUGGGAUGACCCCUACACAGCUGAAUGGAGACUCCUCAACUUCUUCAUCUCACAGCGACCUGCAAAGCCCAGAUAAGGACUCACAGGCAGGUGACCUGAUCAGGAGGGACCCAUUCGAGGAAAGCGGCCUGCGGCUCAGCCCUACAGCAGCUGAAGCGAAGGAGAAAGCGAGAGCCAAACGAGCCAACAAGCGCGCUCCCCAGAUGGACUGGAGCAAGAAGCAUGAGAUAUUCAGCAAUUUCUAAACCUCGACGCCGCCCACACUUUUCGCAAGACUGUUUUUUUUAAGAGCAGGGGAGGCGAAGGACAACAGGACCUUAACCAUCUCCCUAGCAAAAACUAAACAUUGCAAUUUAACAGCAGGAUCUGACCGUCACUAAUGAGAAGACCCAAAUCAUUAUCUGUUUAACCAUUUCAGUUGCUUUCCAAACCAGCUGCUCUGUGUUUUCUUUGCGGGGGGAAAUAGCUACCAUUACUGAUUUGGCCCUGACAGGCAUAAUAAACACUUGCGGCAGGUUUUCCUUCAGUCACAUUGCCUUAAAUGUGUGCCCAGCUUGUGGGCCCUCCAGCUCAACCAGUUUCAUGAUUCCAGAAGAUAACGUCAAGAGCAAUGGGAUUGUUGAACAGAGAUUACAAGCACAAGGGCAGUCCCAAUUCUGAUCUCCUGAUGACCAGCCUACUUUGCCUGCAUUGUAAAUUGUAACCUCUGUGUUUAUAAAUUGACUUCCUCAUCUUUCCUGUGGCUUUAACAAGGACUGUUUCCUCAGUCAGUGUCCUCUGCCUGUGUCUGACUAAAUCAUCAUCUGGUCAGCAUUGCCCAAGUGCAGCAGCAGAACACAGUCCCUGCCUUGAGAUCACUGGAUUGCAGAGCUAACCACCAGCAGAGCCAUGUUGUAAUCAUGCCAACCACAGACAAGCCUGUUUUCAUGUUUAUGGCUAGUACAUUAGACACAAUAACCAAGCUGUGCUGCAUUGACAGCAUAUA